This is a messenger RNA of Drechmeria coniospora, 576 nucleotides long. RefSeq lists its product as uncharacterized. The record is from RefSeq and is a predicted model, not a curated record. NCBI's taxonomy places the organism in Eukaryota, Fungi, Ascomycota, Sordariomycetes, Hypocreales, Ophiocordycipitaceae. The coding region runs from base 1 to 576 and encodes 191 amino acids. The transcript has a single exon.
AUGCGUUUCUCCACCGUCAUCCUCUCCGGCGCCCUCGCCGCCGCCGCCUCGGCCCAGACGACCGUCGGCGAGACGCCUGCCCAGGCCUCGGCCACGGCCUGCCUGAACGCCUGCGGUCCCAGCGACGUCAAAUGCCAGGCGCACUGCAUCGUGGUUCCCUCGCCCAACGAGAGCCAGGCCGAGACGACGAACAACUGCGUGGCCGCCUGCUCCCAGGGCAACGGCUCUCCCGCCGACACCCAGAGGUACUCGGACUGCACGCAGAAGUGCAUCGGCGACUACUUCUUCCACCCGGCCCAGGGUACCCCCAAUGACAAGAGCGCUGGCAAUGGCGCUGGCACCAACGCUGGCAAUGGCGCUGGCACCAACGCUGGCACCACCGCUGGCGCCAAUGCUGGCACCAACGCUGGCACCAAUGCUGGCGCCAACGGCUCUGGCAGCACGGCGACCCUUUCCGGCUCUGCCACGGCCACUUCCACCCACACCGCAUCCGCCGUCUCCUCCGGUCUGGCUCCCAUCGCCACGGCUGCUCCCGCCGCCAUCCUGGGCCUCGUCGCCGCCGUCCUUGCUCUGUAA